AUGCCGCUUUUGAACAGCACGCUGCGGAGCACGCUUCCUGCCGCCUACGGGGACUGCACCAACGUCGACACCAGGCCGCCAGAACCUUGUCAGGGCGACAAGCCCUUGAUGAACCAGACCGGCGACGGCGGCUACAUCCAGGCCGUGUGGCUGGGUGGCAUCGACACCCUCUCGCUCGACAGCUGCCACCUGUGGAGGGACAAGCAGGCGUGGAGCAGCGAGGGCCACGUGGAGGACAUCCAGUACCACCUGAGAAUCCAUGGCGUCUUCGACAGGGUGCUGCUGUUCCUCCACGUCAGGCAGUGCGGGCCGUUCGGCUGCACGAGGAUGAACUCUGCCGACAACUGCUGCGGGGACAACAUCAGGUUCCAGCUGACCUUCGUCAUGAAUUGCAGGCCAAAGCAUGGUCUCGAUGCCUUUCAAGACAUCGGCAUUGAGGACGCAGAGGUGGACCCGAUGAUUGUGAAGGAGGAGCUGCUUGCAGGCGCCCUGGAGAUCGACGCGCUGGACAUCGCGCCGCAGGUGGAGGAGAUCGUCAAGGGCAAGAUUGCGGAGUUCAUGAGCGCCACCCGCCUCCUGUGGGCCGGCAG
This is a messenger RNA of Prorocentrum cordatum, 590 nucleotides long. NCBI's taxonomy places the organism in Eukaryota, Dinophyceae, Prorocentrales, Prorocentraceae. The record is from the annotation of a GenBank genome assembly.